This is a messenger RNA of Colletotrichum tamarilloi, 1347 nucleotides long. Its product is annotated as DEK C terminal domain-containing protein. Gene Ontology annotation, biological process: transcription initiation at RNA polymerase I promoter; nucleolar large rRNA transcription by RNA polymerase I. Gene Ontology annotation, molecular function: RNA polymerase I cis-regulatory region sequence-specific DNA binding. The coding region runs from base 1 to 1347 and encodes 448 amino acids. The record is from RefSeq and is a predicted model, not a curated record. Lineage: Eukaryota; Fungi; Ascomycota; Sordariomycetes; Glomerellales; Glomerellaceae. The transcript has 4 exons. Gene Ontology annotation, cellular component: nucleus; RNA polymerase I upstream activating factor complex.
AUGCACAACUGCAAGACAAGAAAGAACCCAAAGACCACUUUUUUUUCUGUCUUUCCAUCCUUUCAGCCACACAUAACCCGCACUUGGGCUUUCUAUUCGUCGGCGUUGUUUUGGUUGCUGAGGUAUCUCAUUCUCCCCUGCUGCGGAUACCUGACCUUACCUCACCUACGUACAGAUACACUACCAACAGACUACCCGGUCUUCAGAACAGACCACACGCUAAGGUGCCGACCGAACAAGAACCAAACAUCGGAAAGUGUGAGCCUCACCUUUUCUUGCCCGGGCCACAGAUCGCACCACACACUGCACACUGCACACUGCACCGACACCGCACAUCCGUCGCAUCUGGCCGUUUGGGACAAAACCUCGCCGGUCCAUUCUCACACCCCCAGAUCAACUUCCACGUCUCCCAGCGACACGUUAUAUCCAUCAGGUGCAUCAGCUCUCUUUCGCGACUCCCGCCUUGGCAGCCACGCCCCACCAAGAGAUCGGCCGCUCUUCAGCCUUGUGCGUGUGUGUCUUGUUGCCUGCAACGCUGUCGCUAAACUGAUUUCUGCAGUGAGCUCUGAAGAUGAGGAUAACUACACGGCCAUCAUAGAUGGCAUCCUUGCGACCGCGGACUUGACGACCAUCACUCGCAAGAAGAUCCGUUUGGGUCUGGAGAAAGCUCUUGGCGGGAAGGACCUGACUGCUCAGAAGGAUGCCAUCAAGGCGCUGAUAGAAGAGCGCUUCGACGCCAUCUCAGGCUCCAACGACGCAGCCCCCGACUCGUACUCCGCAAGUCCCGCUCCGAAGCGCGAAGCCAACGGCCACGACGAUGAUAUUGAUGGCGAGAUUGAGGUGUCCGUCGCGCCUGUCCGGAAGAGACAGAAGCGUGAGGACUCGUCUGAAGACGCCGAUGCCAAGCUCGCUGCGAAGCUACAAGCUCAGGAAAACCAAAUGGCAAGAGGAAGGACAACUCGAGGCGGCAAUGGCGCAAGCAGUAAGGGUAGCAAAGCGGCCAAGAAGAAGAAGGCGCCCCGCAAGAAGAGCGACAAGAAGAUUGACGACAGCGACGUCGAGGACAGCGGCGAAGCGCCGAAACGCAAGGCUGGUGGUGGAUUCCAAAAGCCCUUCAACUUGAGCGAGCCGUUGUCAGAGUUGCUUGGCGAACCUCAGCUCUCUCGCCCGCAGGUUGUCAAGAAGCUCUGGGAACACAUCAAGGGCAACGACCUACAGGAUCCGGAAAACAAGAGACAAAUCAUUUGCGACGACAAGAUGCACGCGAUUUUCAAACAAUCCAAGGUGGAUAUGUUCCAAAUGAACAAGAUGAUCGGGGCCCAUCUUUACCCGGUUGAGGAGCAGUGA